CCGGGGGGGAAGCGACAUUGUCAAGUCUUGUAAAAUGAGGAAUGGUUUUGCUAAAUCUUUCUGUUUAUUUUUCAAUAAAUUUUGAUAAUGUAAGACCGACUUUUUGUAUAAUAACAUGUAUUUAGUUUACCCAAAGUGUUUGCUGAACUUCAGGUUGCUUUUGGGCUAAACUUGGUGGAUUUUGAAGAAAAAAAUAUACAAACACAAAGUAAGUUAAAAAAUACAUUAUUAUUAAGUUAAUAAAUAAGCAUACAUUAUUUUUAUAGUACAAUUUUUUAAUUUUUACAAUUUAUAAAUUAUUUUUUUAAAAUUUAUGUAUAAUAUCGUUCAAUUCUUAGCUCUCGCACAAUUUGGUAUAUUCUUCUAACAAAAUUUUUUCUAUCAAACAUCUAGGCAACGGCAGCCGUGAUGCGUUUUUGUACGCAUUUUGUUGCAGAAAAUUUUUCCUUAUAACAUGAAGGCACAUAUGCUCCAAGAUUUUGGGUUCAGUUUUCGUGUUAUAAAGAUAUCUCCAAAGUGCUUUAUGACACAUGGUUAAAAGCGAGUGGCUUUGAAAAUGCUGGUCGUUAAGCGUUGCGUUAAAUUCCUGUAGUAGUCGCACAAUGUUUUUGUGGCCACGCACCAUUGCAUAAUGUAAAGGUGUGUAACCGUUAUAAAACUCGGAGAUGUUAACGUUCACUCCGUUUAGGCACAACCACCUUGUCGCGUCCAGGUUGCCGUUCAUUGCAGAUAAAUGUAGAGGGGUGCACCCUGUGAACGUCUGAGCAUUUAACAAUGCUCCAUAUUCAAUCAAGAGUUUGAUAAUGUCACCAUUGUCUUGUUCAGCAGCAAAAUGCAGAGGGCAGUAUCCAUGUAUUUUGUCCGCGGUGUAGUUGACGUCCGCACCAAAUUUGCAUAAGAGUCGCACACUUUCAAUUUGGUUAUUUAGGAUGCUUAUAAUCAGUGGCGUAUGACAGUUGUAGUUAGGAGCGUUGAUAUCAGCAUGUUGGACUCUUACAAGUUGAUUAAUUUUGUGCAAUGAUCCGUACUUUGCCGCAAAUCUCAGCUGGCAUUCCAGGCUCUGGUCCGUCAAAUCAAAUCGAACUUUUUUGUGGCAGUUUUCUAUAAGCAAAAUAAUUUUGAGUUAUUGUUGGCCAAGCAAUGUUAUUAAUUUUACCUGAAUAUUUAUCCAUUUGUUGUGGUUUAGUAAGGAUCAUUGCUUAUUUGUCCUUACACUACAGGAGUAAACCAAAACUAAACUAACUCUAUUUACAUUGGAUAAAAAAAAUGUGGUUGCCAUAGAGUAUUUUAAUAAAACACAAAACAAUAGACACUACGGAAAUUUUAAACAUUUUCAUUCUUUACGUUUCGACUAUAAUUUAAGUCAUCUUCAGAAGAAUGCAUUCUUCUGACAAGAAGAGAGGAACCUGGACCAAACUCUGUUUAUGCUGGAUAGCUCUAUCAGUUCUAAAUUGAUCUCUGUAGAAGUCCAGGAAUGGACAUCCCUUAAUUAUUGGGCCACUGGCUGUUACUAUACAGAAGACCCAAGUACCCAGACAAAGCUACAUGAAUCAAGACCUCUGUUUUAGUGGUAAAAGGCACAUUAACUAACUAUUAAUAGAUCAAUUAUUGUAAUACUGAGAUAUUACUGUAAAACUAGUUAAAUAUUAUAUCAAAAGAAAUAUUAUAUCAUAAAUUAGAUUACCCAUUACUUUGUUGCAAAACAUUUCAAAUGUGUAACUUUUAUCAUGUGAUAUAAGCACCAUAUAUACUGUACAACAUAAUUGUACAAAGCUGGUUAUUUUAAAAUACUAUGACUUGACGAAAAUAUAUUAUACUGUUAAGUGACAUGCUCAGGCCUGUUCUCUGAUAAAUACGAAAACUAUUUAAGUUAUUUAGCGGGUAUAUAAAUAUGAUGGAAAGCUGUUCUUAGAAGCAUUGUACAAAAAGUGAACAUACCUUUUGUUGGCAUUGUCAACGAAAAUACUACGAUUUCGAAAGCAUUGAGUUGUCAUUGACCGAUUGACGUAACCUUUUUAAAUUGGAUCAAUAUUUUUUAUCCAUUUUUGCUUUGCGUUUAAUAUAAUUUAUAAAACCAAGAUGCACAAGAUACUGGAUGAUUUUAUGACUUGAAAUUCGCUAUAAAAUCGUUUUCUUUCAUUGAUUUUGACAAAACAAUGUAUAUAAACAGCUGGUGACGACAGAGUUUACGAAUGCAAAUUUGAAAUUUCAGACAAAAAAAUCUGAAUUGUGCAAAUCCCUGCAAUUUUAAUAUUUCUGAAAACACAGUAAAUUAACACUACACAGAAAAUGAUUGUACCACAGUAUCCUUUUCAAAAUAGUACAAAAUGAAACGAAAAUAAAACAAAAUGAAGUCAUUUUCACGAUCUUUUGAAAAAUUUUUUGUUUUUGUUUUGAAUUUUCACUUCCGUUUUUUGUGCAUUUACUUCCGGUUCUUCCGGUGGUUUCCAACUUCCGGCAGCGCGUUAUUCAAUAUGGCGGCCGCAGUGAUUCAUUCUUGUGGAAAUUCUGCCGUGGAAAUUGUGUAUAAAUCCUGCAAACCUGACAGUAAUAAACUUUGUAUGAAACGAGACAAGAGUGAUGUAAAAUGCAAGGUAUUUAUUCACUUGGUUUGUUAAAAUAUUUGAAGAGAAACUCAGAAACUGCUUGAUUUUAAAAAGAAAAUUGUAACUAGCACGUGGGUAUAAACCAUAAAAUGACCAUAAUCAUAUAAUAAAAACUUAACUAUCACCAGUACUGUCAAAACCAUUACUAUCAUCACCAAUAUUAUCACUUCCUCACCAUUGCCAAUACAAUCAUCAAUACCAUCUUCAUGAUCACCAAUACUGAUCAUUACCAAUACCAUCAUCACCAUGCCCAUUACUACCAUUGUCACCACUAUCAUCAAUAUUAUCACCAAUAUUAUCAUCAAUUUUAUCAUCAAUUUUAUCAUCAAUAUUAUCACCACCAGUAUUAUCAUCAGCAAUAUUAUCAUCACCAAUAUUAUCAUCACCAAUAUCAUCAUCACCAAUAUUAUCAUCAUCACCAAUAUUAUCACCACUAAUAUUAUCACCAUCAUCAUGACCAAUGUUAUCAUCACCAAUAUUAUCACCAUCAUCAUCACCAAUAUUAUCACUGUUGUCACCAAUAUUAUCAUCACUAAUAUUAUCAUCACCACCAUCAUCACCAAUAUUAUCACCAAUAUUAUCAUCACCGAUAUCAUCACCAAUAUUAUCAUCACCAAUAUUAUCAUCAUCACCAAUAUUAUCAUCACCGAUAUCAUCAUCAAUAUUAUCAUCACCAAUGUUAUCAUCACCAAUAUUAUCACCAUCAUCACCACUAAUAUUAUCCUCACCAAUAUUAUCAUCAAAUAUUAUCACCACCACAAUUAUCACCACCAUCAUCAUCACCAAUAUCACUACUUUUAUCACUAUCAGCAUCGUCAUCAGCAUUUCCACCAUCAUUAUUAUCAUCACCACUGCCAUCAUUGCCACUAUAACUUUACCAACACCAUUACACUCAUUACCACCAUCACUGGACUAAAGGAUUGUAUCAAUCAAUCAUAAUACUGGUGCUCUAGGCAUAAACCACCCCCAACCUCGCAAGCAAGGGCCUCCACACCCGCGGCGGGUGUGGAGGCCCUUGUUUGCGAGGUUGAAACCACCCCAAGUUUACAUACCUUAGAACAUAACAAAAACUAUGUAAUUCCAGGAACCGUACAUCACUCUAACCAAUGGAUUUACAGCUCGAGGAAUAACAACAACCAUUAAAGCCAUUGCCAGAAUCUCAGAAUGCAACCUACUUGGACAAGAUAUAUUACAGGAAGCGGAAGUCGACCAGUGGAUGGAAUAUUGUCUUACAAAAAUUAAUCCUUGUUGCGAAGAUAAAACAGAAAUUAAAGAUAUUAUCAAGGUAUUUAGUUUAAACACAUUAUGGUAGAAUUAAAUAAAUUCGGUACUUUUAUAGACCAAAUUUAUUUUUUACUUGAAAUUAUUUUAAGGACUAAUUUUUAACCCUUCAAAAAUUAUAAACAACAUACUGAAGAACUUAAUGCUGAUAAUAAUGUGAACAAUUUCUAGUUGUUGAACUCAUUCUUAGUGGACAGAGCAUUCUUUGUUGGUAAUUCCCUAACUACCGCUGAUUUACUAAUAUUCUCAACGUUAUUUGAUGUUUAUGUAAGUAAAUUUUAUCUUUUACAAUUUAUGUAUUAUUGCACGCAAGAUUAACGAAAGAUUAGAUGAGUUUUCAGUACAUAAAAUAUCGUAUUGUGUUUUUCGGUAGAAUACGUUGACAAUUCAGGAAAAAGAAAGAUAUAUCCACGUCUCGAGAUGGUUUCAAGAGGUUUGUCGUAUAAGAUUAUUUUCUCUUCUUUUUAUAAAUAUAUAUUUACGUAAUGAAAAUAUGUCUUGCUUCUUGUAGGUUCAAAAUAUUUGUUGUACGACAGAUAAAUCAAGAACGAAAGUUGUAUUUCUUCGCAAUUUGUUAUAUUGAGAAAGAAAUAUUAAAAUAGUCUUAAAUUUAGUAUUAAAGAUGUAAAUUAAUACAAAAUAACAGUAAGUUAAUAACGUUUGUCAAUAUUUAGUUAACAACAAUAUAUAACGUUUGACACAUUAUUUUCUGCGAGGUUUGAGACAGUUUAACUGUCUGUCUUCAGGUUUCGUUACUAUUUACACAGAAAUUCCGGUAAUUCCGAAUAGAAGUUAAGUUCUCCGAACCAAGUUGAUGACGUCAUCAAUUUCUCAUCUCACCCUCUACAGCUCUUUGCCAAAAAUGGACCUCAGAAUUGAAAUCUCCAUGCUCAAAUUGGUCUGUUCCGAAAAAUUCGUGAUGUUCGGACAUUCACGGCGCGAGUUACGGCGUUUUGAAGAUUUUGUGUUUACAUUCAUUUGCAUGGAACUUCCGCUGCAGUGAAAACAUUUUGUGAAAAAAUACUUUAUUUAUGAAGUUUUAUUGAUAUGUUGUUCGUGAUGAGUUUUAUUUGCUUAUUUUGGCUAUAAUCUGGCAGAAAACAGACAAUUCUUUUGACAAUCACACUGUUCUCCAGGCCAAUUCUAUUGUCUUUUCGCUGUCUUGAAAAUCCCACUGAUCUCCAAGCCAUCCAGUCACGAUCCAGUGAUCAGAAUGUUGCACUGUCUUUUCAUUUUUUUGCAAAUCUCACUGUUCUCCAUGUCGUCCAGUCAAGAAUUGUUUCCAUUGACAUAUUUUAGCCGUUUUGCCAAGGGGCUAUUCCCUAUUUUAAAUUUCAAACCCUUUAUGUAGUUAUAUUACCUCCAACAAAUGCACCGACCGACAUUUCAAAUAAUAUAACACAACACGAAUUUCUAAUAUAUUUCUCUGCAAUUUACAAGAAAAAAUUCUUCUGUGAAUUAAUAUGAUAGUUAUUCUACUCUAUCUAACUUUGAUGCACUAGUUCAUUAUUAAAGUUGGUCUAGUUAGAAAGCUCUGCUGUAAUACAUCUGGAUAUGUCUAGUAUCAUAAUAAUACAUUUCUAGAUCUGUCUUUGAGAUUCAGAACUUUUGUUUGAUAUCUAAUUGAACUACACACGUAAAAAUGCACAAGGUGUUACAGGUCUGCAAACAAGUUGUUAUAAAUCUGUUCACAAGCUGUCGACAAGUUGUGUUCGCAUUGCUUGUUCCUAGUUUGGAACACGCUUUUAACAGCUUGGAAUAGGCUUGAUGGCAUUAUCAGACUUGUUACAAGGUUCUAACAAGUUUGAUACAGUCAUGAUACAACAAGAAUUUUACAAGGUUGACGACAAAAGGCUGUAACAAUAUUGUUAUAUCAUGACUGCAUCGGACUUGUUGGAACAACCUUGCAACAAAUCUGUUACAACUGUUAACAUGUUGUUCCAUACUUGUCGACAACUUGGGACAAUUUUACAAGGUUGACGACAAAAGGUUGUAACAAUAUUGUUAUAUCAUGACUGUAAUAUUGUUAUAUCAUGACUGUAUCGGACUUGUUGGAACAACCUUGCAACAGGUCUGUUACAACUGUUAACAAGUUGUUCAAUACUUGUCGACAACUUGGGACAAGCAGUGCGAACACAAUUUGUUGACAGCUUUGUUGGCAGACUUACUACAAGAUGCGAGAUUUUUGCGUGUGCAUAUGGAAUAACCCAGGGAUAAACCAUCGAUGAUCGAUCACUUGCACGAAUUUUGAAUUCUACGCAACACAGGCGGCGCAUAUUGACAUAGGAGUGAUACAAUCUGAGUGACAGAAUGCACCACAGCGUCUACACAUGACCAUAGGCUUCAGCACACACAUGCAAGGGAAACCCAACGUAUUGUUCACCGUCUUUGUCUCUUUCUUCUUCUUGCUUGCUUUCUUGGCGGGCUUUUCCUUCGUCGCUGACUGCUCGCUAACUACAGGAGUGCUAGGAAGAACCGACGUAGAUUCUUGUAGUGAAGGUGCUUUUGCUUCUGUUGGACUUGCUUUUUGUUGAUUAAUACCUGCAAAAGUUAUAGUUGUUGAUGA
Molecule: messenger RNA, 6453 nt
Organism: Paramuricea clavata
Lineage: Eukaryota; Metazoa; Cnidaria; Anthozoa; Malacalcyonacea; Plexauridae
Source: the annotation of a GenBank genome assembly